This is a messenger RNA of Babesia microti strain RI, 1008 nucleotides long. Its product is annotated as TBC domain containing protein. Bases 1 to 1008 code for a protein of 335 amino acids. The record is from RefSeq and is a predicted model, not a curated record. Gene Ontology annotation, molecular function: GTPase activator activity. Gene Ontology annotation, biological process: activation of GTPase activity. NCBI's taxonomy places the organism in Eukaryota, Apicomplexa, Aconoidasida, Piroplasmida, Babesiidae. The transcript is spliced from 9 exons.
AUGCCUAAUGCAUUGAGACGACUAUCAAUUGCUUUAGAAAGGCCAAUCUUAAACAAGGAUGAGCUUAAAAGCGCUUUGUGGAACGGAAUCCCCGAGAAUGCACCAUUGGAAAUGCGAGUGGAUGCAUGGCAACUGGCCCUGGGAUAUUUACCCAAAUCUGCCAGCUUUAGACUUCAAGUUGCUAACAAGAAACAUAACGAAUACCGUGAAACUCUGCUAGCCCAUUAUCUAUUCAGGGGAAAAACAUCAAAACAAUGCAAAAUUGCAAGUCAGAUAAAGAUUGACUUGCCCAGAACUUUUCUUAAGGAUCUUAACUUUCAAAACGGAUUGAUUUUGGAUAUGCUUGAGAGGAUUCUUUACAUUUGGAGCAUAAGGAACCCUGCUUCCGGUUACGUGCAAGGGCUUAACGACAUAGCAAUAGUUUUAAUUUACACAUUCACUCAGCCUCAUCUAAAAAUCGCAGAUUCCGUGCAAAACAUACCAAAGGAGUCGUUAGAUGCGAUAGAAGCGGAUUCCUACUUUUGCCUGUCAAAGCUACUGUCACAAAUGCAAGACAAUUAUACUGAUGGACAGCCUGGCAUUCAUCGGGCUAUCGCAAAGCUGGAAGCCAUAAUCAACGAAGUGGACCAGCAGCUCUAUGAUUAUUUGCUCGAGCGCCAGAUCCAUUUAGUACAGAUAACUUUCCGUUGGAUAAAUUGCCUGUUGCUACGUGAACUGCCACUGCACUGUUCAAUUCGUUUGUGGGAUACAUUGAUAGCAGAGUCUGACAACAUUAUGGACUUUCACCUACACGUUUGCGCAGCACUAUUGAUGUUAUGGAGGGAAGAAAUUAUGAAGAAAGAGUUUCAGCAAAUAAUAUUGUUCAUGCAGUCACCACCGUCCAAAUAUUGGGAAAUCAGCGACAUCGAUGAGCUUGUGGCCAAGGCGUUUGUGCUGCUAAAUAACAAUUCCAAGAGUAAAUCCCUAUUAUAUGGAUGCCAUAAACAUAAUUCAAUGGACUUUGGAUAA